ACUAUUCGGAAGCACGAAACCUACAACAACGAAGCGCGUGCGGUGGGCGAUUUCUCGGCGAAGUACACGCCGAUCAUCAUUGCAGCGCUCUUCCACGGUGUUCUUUUAAUCUAUCGCGUUCUUGUCGCGUCGCUAACAACCCUGGCCCUUAAUAUGGAAAGCGGAACAUCAACGCGGAGACGUCAUGGGAUCUCGCGCGGAAUGAAAAGGACAGAACGCAAGAAAAUUGAAUCGUGGAUAUAUAAUUUGGGGUAGCAAUGCGGUACGACGUGACAUUUGCACAUAGUCAAAACGCUGAAACUUCUACUACCCCAUAUUCUGAUCGCCUGGCAUCGCUUCACUUCGACGCACAGAAAUCCGACCGAUUGCAAUAUGAGAUUCCUCUCGCUGCUAUCACCAGCGCUCCUGGCAGCGACUGUAUAUGCCGCCGAAGACGCCUCAUCCUCAUCCUCAUCCUCCACACCUCCAGCCGCAGCCUCUCCAGCAGCUGACGAGCCAACUCCUGUAGGCGCACUCUGGACCGCACAAUGGGACAGCAACACCCUAAAACCCUAUACCCAACACUGCCGCAACAAAAACACCUACAAUGCCAAAAUCUACAAGCUCAAUGAGCUGUAUCCUGAUCUAAAAGAGCAAGCACCCCAACUCAAAGUGUUUUACAACAAGCAACUUUACGCCGGCUCCUGGGCGGGCAUCGACGUCCACGGUACCGGGCGUGAACUCAUCAAGAUGAAUAUGGCAGACAUGCCGUACAAAGUACGAGAGUGGCUCAAGCGCGAGUCGCUACAACGACACUACAGCGUCCAGGACGAUAUGGUUUUCUUCGCACCAGGGGCGAUUUACCCGAUACUCCCUUUGUGGGUUGACGAUGCUGACGAGGGUGGAGAGGAGUGUGAGGGUGUGUUUGAUGGUCUAGAGAACUACUCGAACGAACCGAAGGACGGGGCUGUGAUUGGGAAGAUCAGUCAUACGAACACGGGAGAUAAGGAAGUAAAGUUCACAGUCGAGGCGUUGAAGGUGAAGGCUAAAGACGGAAGAGACGAGCUGUGAAACAUUACUUGACGUUCACUUUCUUCACUGCUACUACUCUCAAGAAUUUAUGUUACUAUAUCAUUUACAAUUUUCAUGUUUUGUUACCAUCGCAUCACUAUCGAGCAUCGUUAGAUUACUUUUUUGAUACCAAAGGCUAUAC
Alternaria alternata is the source of this 1192-nucleotide messenger RNA. RefSeq lists its product as hypothetical. Lineage: Eukaryota; Fungi; Ascomycota; Dothideomycetes; Pleosporales; Pleosporaceae. The transcript has a single exon. The coding region runs from base 373 to 1050 and encodes 225 amino acids. The record is from RefSeq and is a predicted model, not a curated record.